Molecule: messenger RNA, 1495 nt
Organism: Polyodon spathula (Mississippi paddlefish)
Lineage: Eukaryota; Metazoa; Chordata; Actinopteri; Acipenseriformes; Polyodontidae
Product: zona pellucida-like domain-containing protein 1
Exons: 11
Coding region: 137-1378 (413 amino acids)
Cellular component (GO): cell surface
Source: RefSeq, a predicted model, not a curated record
CCCCCCUGCCCUCUUUCUCUGCCAAUCAGCAGAAAGGAGGACACUCUAUAAGUGGGGGCAGAAUUGGGAAGACAGCAGAGAAGAGGGAAUCAAGAAGUUUGCCUUACCUGUACCGCAGACCCUGAGUGAUUAACAGAUGAAUGGGAUUCAGUACAGCGACAGCUGGAAGAUGAUGUGGGGCCUUGCAUUGGCGUGUCUGUUCUCUCUCUCUCCUGCAGGGGACGCUGCGCAGGACUGUAGCACUCACUCCACCUUCAGAGAACCUGCGAACUCGGACAUCUCUGUGAUGUGUGGCACUCAGAUCCUGGAGCUGGGCAUCCUGCUGUGCCCGAUCUACUUCGCUGGCUAUAACGAAUCGCUGAUGGUGCUCAACGGGCAGUUUCGCACUCUCGCGUGCCACGGGACCCCUGAUUGGUCGGUGGACCCUCCCAUCCUGAAAUACAACUUCUCCAUCAGCGAGUGGGAACUCACCACCUGCGCCCACGCUAUGAGGAUUGACCAGGAGGUGGGUUCGGGGGUCUUCUCAGACUACUCCAAAAUCCAGUUUGCCAACAUCUCCGGGGCGAUUAACUCCUUCGACCCCACUACCGGAACCAUCACCUACCGGCAGGAGCUGAUUUAUAUCUACUCCUGCCGAUAUCCCUUGCAGUACCUCGUCAACAACACUGAGAUGAACGUGAGCGGAGCGAGUCUGAUAGUGAAAGAUAGCAACGGGAGUUUCAUCAGCACCCUGAGCAUGCAGCUGUUUGAGGACAGGAAGUACACCACCCACUUGAUCAUCCCCCCCACCGGUCUGCAGCUGAAGAAGAGGAUCUUCGUCGAAGUGAAAGCGACAAAACUCCCGGACAGGUUUAAUGUCUUGCUGGACCGCUGCUAUGUCACAGCUUCUCCAUUCCCUGUCAGCAGCUUGUUCUACAACCUCUUUGUAGGCUGUACUCGCGAUGGUCAGACAGUGAUCAUUUCGAACGGUCAGGAACAGCUGGCUCGGUUCUCGUUCGAGACAUUUCGGUUUGUGGAGCACAAGAACCUGCCCGUGUCCACCUUCUACCUGCACUGCGCCACGCGGCUGUGCGAGAAAUCAGCGUGCAAAGACAUCAGCCAGAACUGCACGCUGUCGUCUCGCAGGAGGAGAGAGAUGCAGUCAGGUCAGAGUGGGACUGUGAGUGAAGCUGAGACAGUGAGCUCCGGACCAAUCGUCACCAAAGUGGAAAGCGUUGUUCCUUCUACAGAACCCUUGAAAGUACCCACUUCCGGAAUCACCCUGGCAGGAGUGGGCGUGGCCAUCGCAGUGCUGUGCAUGGCCUGUGUGUCAUUACUGCUUUUCAUGCUUUUCCGGAAGCGUCAAUCAAGACAGAAAACAAAGCUGGGAGAUGAGUGAGCGAGUUAGUGAAUGGGUGCGAGACAUUUAAAGCCAAAAUGUGUUACGCAGAUAAGCAGAUGUUUGGAGAAUAUAUUAAGCCAAGCCAAAUACAUAAUGUUUCCAAUUUUCAUAUAU